Messenger RNA from Anguilla rostrata (American eel), 6132 nucleotides. RefSeq names its product serine-rich coiled-coil domain-containing protein 2-like. Gene Ontology annotation, molecular function: microtubule binding. Lineage: Eukaryota; Metazoa; Chordata; Actinopteri; Anguilliformes; Anguillidae. The transcript is spliced from 13 exons. The record is from RefSeq and is a predicted model, not a curated record. Gene Ontology annotation, biological process: microtubule bundle formation. Gene Ontology annotation, cellular component: microtubule cytoskeleton. The coding region runs from base 565 to 3552 and encodes 995 amino acids.
GAUUCAGCGCGUGCGGAGAGUCCGGAGACUGGAGACACCGGGCAGAACAAACAUUACGCGAACAUAGGCAUGCACUUGCAACAGCGAGGAAUUGUCUUAAAAAGAUAUUCCAUUCCCCCAAAGGAUGAAGUAGGCGGCAUUAUGGUAUUCGGUUCCAACAGGCUACGCUUCGUCAUUUGCUUCGCCAGCUAAUGUGACGGAAGAAGUCUGAAUAUUUUGUGAAAUUCAGGUGAUUUAUAAUACGCCACGGCCCAGGAUGAGAGAACAGGAUGUUGGAAUUGACAACUCAUGCUCCUGUCUACCGAGCCACAUCGUCGUUGUUUGAUUGUAUUUUGCUAGCUAGUUAACUGGUUAUUCAACGGCACAUUUUUGAGGGACAGCAAACUGCUUGGCAAUCUUUCCGUAUGCUGUUGCUCCCCAGAGAUACAUUACUUCGGUGCUUCUGUUAUCACUAAUUGGCCCCUCCACUCGCUGUUGCAAACUGGACUAGACCUAUGAUGACGACUAAGCCAGUUUUGUAAGCUCCGCCCACCCCACUCUCAUCAAUGACCCAGCUGGCAGCUGAUGGAACAGAAGGUGCUCAACAAGCCCAGCAUGGUGUCCAGGCUGCCUAAAUUUGGUGCCCGCCCCCAGGGCGGCACGAACCCCGUCCCCAAUGGAACUGCCCAGCCCUUGCACAGCCUUGAAGGGAAGGGGGCGGGGCCCCUGGGGAAGCCCAACGGGAUGGUCCGUCUGCCUCCUCCCUUCACUCUGAAGUGGAAGAAGGGUGGAGGAAGCCCCUCCCCCGGCCUGCUGAGCCCCGCGGAGGGGGCGGAGCCUCCGAAGCAGGGGGAGGAGGGCAAGGCCGGGCACCGCCCUCAACCUCAGCAGCAGCCGCCCGCCCCCAGAGAGCUGAAGAAGCCCUCGCUCCUCAGCGCCAAGGCGCGGCGCUCUGCCUCGGCCGUGACCUCCGCCACCUCCAGGACCAUACCCCAACCCUCCAAACCCGCCCCCCGCGGGGGCUCCGCCCAGGCUUCCCUGGGCCCCGGGCCCCACGGCAACAAGCCGGGACUGAACGGCGCCGCCGGGCGGUUCGGCCUGGGCCUGCAGCGGGCGGGGUCGAACCCUGCGGCGGGCGGCCUGUCCCAGUCCAGCGACAGCCUGAAGGCCUCGUCCGUGGAGGCGGACAACAUGGUGCGCUCCCAGAGCUUCACCCACUUCAAACAGGUGCCCUCCCCCACCGCCCAGCCCAUCACCCGCUCCUUCUCCUUCACCAGGGCCACGGAGCGGGCGAAAACCCUGGGCGUGGCCCGGGGCGGGGCCGUCCAGUACGGCAAGGGCCCCGCGGCCCGACCCACCGGUGGCUCCGCCCCCCCUAGCAACCUGAAGAAGCCCCUCCAGCCUGCCAGCGCACCCGGCAAGCCGACGAUGCUCGCCUACAGACUGACACGCCCCUCCCUGAGCAGGCAGCCCCGCCCACUGCUGGCAGGGAAGGCCCGGAGCGACCAGGAGGCGAGCGGCGGGGGCGGGAUCUCUUUGGAGACCUCCCCCCUCGCCCCAGACCCGCCCAGCGACAUGGAGGACGCGGCGCCGGCCCCGGAGAGCUGCCCCGUGGAGAUGGAGGUGACCUGCGAUCCGGAACCUUCCGCACACUACCUGGUGGAGGCGCUGGAGGACAUGUCGCUCUCCUCCACCUCCUCGCUGGAGCGCAACGACACCAGCGAGGAGUACCUGGAUGACUUCGACAACCUGGGAGACGGGGGAGGCAUGCUGCUGUUCCCCGCCCACGACGACGGGGUCCACCAAUCACAGCCUUGCGCCGAUGACAACGCCCCCACCCACAGUCCGCCCGCCACGCCCACUCAGACCCGCCGCUGCAGCUUCCUGACUGACAGUGUGGACUGGGCAGCAAUGGGACUGACUGGAGUUAACGACGACUCCGGGGUUCCGUGCUUGUCCCCCGAGGCUGGGUCCCCCGAGGUGGACUUCCCCCACGGCUCCUCGCUGGACCUCUCCCCGUCGGACAGUUCGGGGGGCACCUACAUGUGGGACGAAGAGGGGCUGGAGCCCCUGGGGACCAUCGCUCACCCCUGCGGGAGCUACGAUUCUGACCUCAACAGCCUGGACAUUCUCAACAACUUGGACAACCUGGAGUCAUGUGACCUGGAAGACGAUGACCUCAUGCUGGACGUGGACCUCCCCGAAGACGGCUCUCUGCACAGCGAUGCUGAUGGGAUGUCCCAUUUUGAGCGUGCAGAUAGGGGGGGCCGGCAGGGCCACUGGAGAAGGAGGCAGCAUCGCUGGAGUGGAUCGGACCACUUCCACAAUGACAACAGGGGCGGCGGUUUCCAGCAGUUUGACGGACACUCGGGUCCGGGGGCGGGCCGGGUGGUGGCCCGUCAGCCGCAGGCCGCGCUGUGGGGCGACGGCCACACGGUGGCGCUGGACGAGCUGACGCUGGGUCACAUGACCGAGGACUGCUCCUCCGUCAAGUCCCAGCUGCUGACGCUAAAAAUGCUGCUACAGGUGGAGGGCGGUGGUACCAUACUGGAUGCUCUCGAAUCGGGGAUCUUGAGUCCGGAACCCAGGGAGGAAGCUGGCUCUUCUCAACAGGUGGAGGAGCUGCUGAGGGAGGUGGAGGAGCUGAGGGAGCAGCUGAGGAGUAAAGACAAGACCAUCGCUCAGAUGACCCAGCAGCUGUCUGGACUUUCUGCACUUGCCGCCGGUUGUCAGUGCCAGCAGAGAAGGCCCGAGUCCAGAGAGGAGAGGCGGACCAAUCACGACAAGGCCACGCAGACCCCCUGGAGAGCGCACGGCGCUCAGAGGCUGAGUGGAAAUUUCCGUCAGUUCGCGAGCAUUAAAUCGGCCGAUUUAAAGUCCAGCAGAGUGAGGGCUCCUGGCUUGCUCCCUCCCUCUCUCCCUGCCAGCAGGGUUCCUACCAGGGCACUGCCAGGGCAAACGCACCCUGCCACAGACAGACCUCCAGUACUACAGCCUGCCAGCCGCUGGUCCAGCGAGCGCCUCCCCCAGGAAAGACUAGCAAGGACAGCCUCCACCGGGGACCCCAGUGACGUCGCCACGGCCGCCGGGGAUGACGGACAGCCCGGGGGCCGCCCCCGCCCCGCCUCCUGCCCAGACGCCUCCGCCGGGCCCGCCCCCGGCUCAGACCAGCUCCGCCCGCGCCUCAGACUGUCUGCCGGCGAAGCCGCCGCGGAGACCCCCGCCCCGCCCGCCCCGCCCGCCGACCCCGCCGACGGCCGGCCCCGCAUCCUGCAGUCUCUCCGCUUGCACAAGAAAGUGUCCGUCCCCACCCUGACGCCGGAGGGCCUCCACCGGCCCGCCGCUCUCGCUGCCGGCCCCAUGCCGGGCUCCGCCGCCCUGCUGAAAAAGAAGCAGCUGCCGCCCCCCACGCGGGGCCUGCCCUGCUUCGGGUCCGGCCCCCAGGCCGCGGGCCCCCCCGCCCGGGCCCCCACCCUGUUCGGCCUGCCCCGGCCCCCCGGGAACCCCGCGCCCAAAGCCGGAGGGCUCGCCCCUCCCAAUCACUCACGCCUCCCCAAACCAAAGAUCCACUGACUCUCGCAUGGACACGCAACAGAGAACACCCUUCCACCCACAAACAUCCUGUCUGAGCAUCCCAUAAUACUCCCAGCUUGGGCUGUUUUCAGGGGGAUUGAAACACUGUCUUAACACCUCCCCUUUAGUCUUUAAUCUAUUGCUUAACUGAGUAGAAAAUCGGAUUCUUAGAAUAACACGCUUUCAAAGCCGGGAGUAGGUCUAGCGGUAUAAAUCUGAGCUCGACGCCUCUUUGAAUAGGAGAAAUUAGUACCCAGCACCUGGUAGUGUACACGGUUUUAUCUCCUCCACAGGGAACAUCGAUGUUCAAUGCAGAAACACAACGGGAACCGUGCAUCCCUAUCCAUCCUGGCUUUCGCUAUUACAAGAGAGGGAGUGCUGGAGGGAAAGAGGGGAGAGCACUGUAUUAUUGGUCUUAGUAGCGUAGGCAGUUAACACUGUGCCUGAAUGCAGAAGCCUAAAUGUGUGAAUGCGUAAAGUGAUGUUGCUAGCUGGGGUCCUGUUGUGUGCUGUCUGUUUGUCUCUUCUGGCCAUGCUUCUGGCAGCCAGCUGCUUGAAUUUUCCCAGAAAGCCCCAGCCACUCUCCCAGUUGUCAGACAGGGUGUUCUCAAAUAGAGCACCGCGUUAAAUCACCCAAAGGCAACCCCUGUCCCACCACGGGAUGCAGCGGCGUUGCGACUCGACAACCAUGCCCUUAGCACGUUAGCACGUUAGCACGUAAACCAAAACGACAAAGGGGGAAACCAUUUCACUUGCUGCUCUGCGCCCAUUCCAGCUCCUCCAGGGCGGCGGUAAGCGCCGCGGCGGCCCCGCGCCGGAACACGUGUACGUCAGGCGCUCUCACGGGGGGCCUGCGCGGCUCCGCGGGCGAUCGCUGGAUCUUUAGCGCGGUCGCGUCGCGGGAGGAGAGCCGAUCGCAGAUAACGCUGCUCGAGCGGCUGCUGUAAGCCUCACAGGGAAGCAGGCUCCCCAACGGUGGUCUUAAAAGAGCUUUUCGAAAGUGCAGAAACUUGUCUAAUUCGGUUCACUCAGACACUUUUCCCCAAGCAAAUAUUGUGUAAGAGAAAUAAUUUAAAAACUGAUUAUAUAAUAUUAAUAUUAUAUUUAAAAUAUUUCUGUGUUUUUCCUUCUCUUCGUCCCUCCCUCCUGCAGCUCUCAGUCCCGGUAAAGACCCGGCAUUCCCAUACUAGACUAGGUCAGGCGGUUUGUAAUACCUGACAUACCUCUGUUGCUUAACCACCCGAACGCGUUCCAGCAGUGGCCCCCGAGGGCCCGUCGGAGGCCUUGGCCCCCGCCCGAGAGCCGGCCCCGUGCUCCAGGCCCCCGCCUCCUCCCACGCGGGGUCCUCAGAGAGCGGAGGGGAGGCGGAGAGAGAGAGGAGCUCUCGCAGCACUACCCUGUACUUUGGAGUAAGUGGCAGGUGCCUUAAAUAGCAGCAGGGACUCGUUCCCACGUACUCGCCGUUAUUUCUGGAAGGGUCCACGCCACAGGCUUGGGGGGGGGGAGGCGGGCCUGACGUCAGUGCCCCGCCUCCCCCCACCGGAGCUGUUCAGUUUGCUUCACCCCCCCACUCCUGAAUCCUGCUGCAUUGUCCUGGGCAUGGUAGAGCAGCGUACACGCCCGGGGGGCUGGGGGGGGGAUAGCAGGGCAGCGAAGGAGGCAGAGCACAGCCGCGGCGCGUGGCUUUUUACGCGCUGAAGGCACAGAAAGGUGCAUCAUUAGCGUGCCGGUUUUGCAUUCAGAUGCGAUGAGCCCUUAGCCGCGAGCGUUAGCGUUCGCGCCCCCCUUACGAACCACGCUUCCUUGCAAACGGCGCCCAGCGGAUUUGCGAGCCCUGCGAGGGCACUGGAAACCGGAAUGCUAAGAGGGCGCUCGCUCCAGAUAGGCGGUUGCCUUGAAACCUCCUAUGGCUGCUAAUGGUUUUUUUUCCCCGUCUCCUUCCGUUGAGGGUUUUAUCAGAGCCUUUAUUCUAUGCAACACAAAGGUACUGGGGGAAGGACAGCGGGGGGGGGGGGGUCGCGGUUUUACAUGGCAUAGCUUUCCCCUCAGCCUGCAUGACGCAUGUCAUCAAGGCCAAGGCCACCCCCCCCGCCCCCCCAUCGCCCGCCAGACAAGUCGGCGUAGCGAGGGCCUCGCUGUGAUCCGGCUCCCUCCCGCAUAGCCCGGCUCCGCCCCCCGCCCGGCCCCACGGGUCCACUCCCCUUUCCCCGCACAUUUAAGACCGCUGAGCGCGGUUAGCUUCAGUCGCUGUUUUACAGCCUCGUUAAAUCCUCUCACCCCCCCCUCCCUGGCGUGACCAACAUGCCCUAAAAUCCCUCCCCGGUCCCGGCCAGGGCCUCUUGGAGCGGGCGGAGAGGGGCCCCCAAUGCGGGGCCUUUCUCCCAGGACCCGGAGCCGUCACCGACGGUAAUUAUAGGCGAGGGAGGGGGGGGGGUGCGGAGGCCGUUACCUCCCAGGGUGCCGGCUGAUUAGCCGGAGACACCCACCACGUGGUAAUCCCCAAAGCCGGGCUUAAGAACACUUGUGCGCUAAAGCUCUUCCUUUCUGCCGCCUUUUCCGUCUCUCCUGUAAUCUCCUCCG